Molecule: messenger RNA, 1686 nt
Organism: Trichoderma gamsii
Lineage: Eukaryota; Fungi; Ascomycota; Sordariomycetes; Hypocreales; Hypocreaceae
Exons: 1
Coding region: 1-1686 (561 amino acids)
Cellular component (GO): nucleus
Molecular function (GO): protein binding
Source: RefSeq, a predicted model, not a curated record
AUGUCGUCUCCAGACUCAGAUCAUAUUGCCCUUAGCGAGAAACUUCUCGAGCGCCGUCACCGACUGACCGAGGGACUCAAAAGCUUACCGUAUGAUUUGAUUCUUUAUCUCGAGCGGGCGGCCGUGUACGCGGAUCUUGGUUACCCCGAUCUCGCCGCUGGCGACGCAUAUCGAGCACUUCUCCUUACUGAUGAAGUAACGAACGACGGAUUCGAAUACCAUGAGCAAUCCUUGGAAUGCUUAAGCAAAUAUGUCGGCGUACCCCUUCCAGAGGUACUGGCCCAUAGCCAGAUUGCCAACGAAUAUCCUGAUCUGGUCAAUGGCGGCCCCAAGGAUGAGGAUGAUGCAUUUAACCAGCUAGCAAGCGUUGCAUCGGUACGGGCGUAUCAGAUACUGUCACUGAGUCUCUUGCUGUGCGGUUGCUUGAAAAGUGCCUCUCAGUUUUGUGAUCGAGGCCUGGCAGUUGCUCCGCAAAAUGCGAAGCUGCUUCACACCAGGGGGCAUAUCGACAACGUGGCUAGACAGAGGCUAGGCCGCCAAGAUUUCGAUGCCAGUGAUUUACCCGACUUUGGUCUAGUCCGCCGGGAAGUCUAUCCAUGGAAUGACCAUGAACCGGAUCGCUUCUCGCCCGAUUCCUUGCAGUCCUUGAAUGCCGCGCUGAAAGAGAUGGCCCCAAAGUGUGCCGUUCAAGUAGCGACUUUGCCAAUCUUGUUAGAAGGAGAGAGCGACACUGACAAUUAUGAAAUAAUCCCGACCUGCAAACAGCUUGGUGUCUUUGCCCAAGAGGAUAUCGAGGCUGGCGAGGUUGUGCUUAGAGAAUACACCCUCCUUACAGCCAACAACCGACACAAAGAUUCGGUUUGCGACGCCUGCAGCUCUGAGCUUGCCCCGCUCGGCAGCGAUAACCAACCCAUUCGGUGCGAAGAAUGUUACGAUACCGUCUUCUGCAGCCAAGAGUGCCACGAUCUAGCCCAAGAGCGCUAUCAUCCUGCUGUCUGCGAUAAAGACGUGGACUCUAUUGCCAAAGACCCUAGCGCGUUCGAAGCUGAUGAGACUCUGCACCUGCUUCUUCUUGCCAGAGUCUUGGCGAUAGCGGCCAAUGAGGAGAUUCACCCGUUGGAUGUGAGCGAGGUGAAGUUCAUCUGGGGUGACUUUGUUCCCUCUCGAUCCAACGAGAUCAACGUAUCGCCCAACGCUGGCCCUCCACCGGAAUGGACCCUCCCAUUCUCUUUCAAAUAUAACAUCGAGACACCGCUGCACAUCCUAGAGAAGAUGGAUGUAGAUAUCUACACCGGUGUGGAGGAAUAUGACCUGUGGGUUCUCAACACGCUGUAUGCCAAAUUCCGAGGAACGGCUUCAGCUCGCAAAAACCCUCGAGACGGGAAGCCAGACGUUGCCGCGGUUCAUCCUUAUUGGUGCCUAGCCAACCACGAUUGCGAUCCAAACGUCACUUGGGACUGGAGCGGCCGAAUGGUUCUCUCAGCAAGAAAAGAACGCGUCGUAGGCGGCAGACCCGGUGGCAUCAAGAAAGGAGAAGAGAUUCUGAACCAUUACUGUGACGUAACACUACCGGUGCAGCAACGACGCGAGUGGGCUCAGGGAAGUCUGGGAGGCUGGUGUAUGUGCGAGAGAUGUCGCACAGAGGCCGCAGAGAAUAGAACGACUGGAAAUGAAACAUCGGCGUAA